This is a messenger RNA of Closterium sp. Yama58-4, 1083 nucleotides long. The record is from the annotation of a GenBank genome assembly. Lineage: Eukaryota; Viridiplantae; Streptophyta; Zygnematophyceae; Desmidiales; Closteriaceae.
AUGCGAGGGGGGUGCUCGUUCCAACAAAAGGUGGUAGCAGCACAGAGAGCAGGCGCUGCUGCUGUGAUUAUUGUGAACCAUGUGAUGGGGGGAGCGGCGCUGAACAUGGCCCCUGAUGUGCCGAAUUCUGAUGCUGUCACAUCCGAUGGUGGGGUGUCAGGGGUUGGUGCUCUGAAGGAGUCUGAUACAGUCACACCUGGUGGUGGGGUGUUGAAGGGUGGUGAACUGGGGGAUUUUGGUGCAGUCACACCUGAUUUUGGAGUUUCAACGGAAGGGACGGAGGCAGGAGAACGAUUAGCAGCUGAAGAAGGCUCAGCAACUGAAGGAUCAGCAGCAGGAGAAGAAUUCUCAUCGGCAGCAGAAGGAUCAGAAGCAGCAGCAGCAGCAGCAGCAGCAGCAGCAGCAGCAGCAGCAGAGACAUCAGCAGCAGCAGAAACACCAGCAGGAGGGGUCUCUGAUGCAGCAGUGCAAAUCCCUUCAAUUAGCCUGGGCAAUGCAGAUGGCACUCUGCUACUGGCUGUUAUGCGAGGGCAGAUGAGUGUGAGAGAGGCUGCUAGGCAGAAAGUGGAGGGCGCUGUGGGAGAGGUGGAGGAGGAGAAUGAGGGAGAGAAUGAGGGAGGGAGUGAAGGAGAGGGUGAGGGAAUGAUUGAGAGUGAGAGUGAAGUGGAGCAUGAGGGAGAAAGUGAGGUUGAUUCUGGGGUUGUGCAAGAGGAGAAGGAAGGGGAGAAGGAGGAGGGUUGCGAGGAGAUGCGUGAGGGAGAAGGCUCAGGCAAGAAUCAAAAGGGGCAGCGCGAGGAACUAAGGGAUCAAAAGCACUGUCACAAGGGUCCCAAAAUGCAUUGCAGUGGGGAUAACGGCCAAGGGGGGCGGGAUGGAGUAUGGAGAUCGGAUGGAGGAGGAGGAGAGAAGGUGUGGGUGAAGCUGUUUUGCCUGAAGAAACGGGCGGAGGAGGAUCAGCCUGUUUUGCUUGACGUGGACGUUAGUGUGCCGCCACACUCGCCAUUGCAGAUGCAGCAAGCUGUGAAUGCCAUGAUCAUGCUGCUCAAAGGGGGGCACUUGAAUCGCCUCUUGACCUUUGCAUGA